CUUCAGGGGAGGGGGCAACAGCUGUGUUCCUGCGACGGGCAAAGUUUGAAUCCAGGUCUUGUGCUGCAACCCGACUGCUCCUGUCCACUUCACGCCAUUCAGCUCUGUCACUGGAAAAGUUUUUUUAUUGUCUCUAGCAAAUACAAGAUGAGCGUCCAAGAAGAUUCCGUUCUGAGUAACGGUGUUUCAGGCGUGGAUGGUGAUGCUGAGAGCAUCCCCUCCCAAACGGAACAGACCGUGUCGGACCUAACAGAUUUAAAAACCCACUCCACUGUCAUCCUCAACGGAGAAGCCACCAGAGCUGAUCUUGGGUCAGCUUCCUCUGCAGAGGAGCAGGUGCCUCAGGCACCGGUCAAACCUCCCAGAUCUCCUGAGCUCCUAGAAAGAACAGAGGGGCUUCCACCAGAAGAGACCAGGGCGGUUCCGCUGUCUCAGAGCACUGGGGUAACCACGCUGGCCCCGGCCGACCGCCUGUGGAGCACCAGCAGAGAUGAGGCGGUGCAGCUGCGGAUGGAGGGCUCAGGCCGGGCCUCCGAGACUCCCAUCACCGUCCAUCAGAUGUUCCUGGAGACGGUGGAGCACUACGGGGACUAUUCUGCCUUGAUGUCCAAAGAAGAGGGCCAGUGGGUGACCCUGACAUGGAGGCAAUACUACGAGCAGUGCAGAGCCGCUGCCAAAAGCUUCCUCAAGUUGGGGCUGGAGCGCUACCAUGGCGUUGGCAUUCUGGGAUUCAACUCCCCCGAGUGGUUCAUCUCGAACAUCGGCUGCAUCCUGGCCGGGGGUCUGGCAGCCGGCAUUUACACGACCAACUCAUCGGAGGCUUGUCACUAUGUGGCUGCCAACUGUGAGGCCAACGUGCUGGUUGUGGAGAACCAGAAACAGCUUGACAAGAUCCUGCAGGUUAAAGAUCAACUUCCUCACCUGAAAGCCAUUGUGCAGUAUAAAGGCGAACUGCAGGAGAAGCUUCCAAACCUGUACACUUGGGCGGAGUUCAUGAAGCUGGGAGAAGAUGUGUCCAAUGAGCAGCUGAACGCUGUGAUUGACGGUCUCAGGGCCAAUGAGUGCUGCACCCUCAUCUACACAUCUGGAACCACUGGAAACCCUAAAGGCGUCAUGCUGAGCCACGACAAUCUGACGUGGACGGCCCACACGGCGUCGACCUUGGUAGACUUCACCUACGGCGUGGAGGUGUUGGUCAGCUACUUACCGCUCAGCCACGUGGCCGCCCAGAUGAUGGACAUGUGGAUCACCAUGGCCUUUGCCGGAACCAUCUACUUUGCAGACCCAGAUGCCCUCAAGGGCUCUUUAGGAACCACGCUGAAAGAGGCCCGGCCCACUUAUUUCAUGGGGGUCCCUCGAGUGUGGGAGAAGAUGCAGGAGAAGAUGAGAGCCAUCGGCGCCAAGGCAUCUCCAUUGAGGAAGAGAGUGGCAGACUGGGCCAAGUCCAUCGGCCUGCAGUACAACCACAGUGUCAUGAUCGGGGAGGAAGCGGUGCCGUGGGGUUUCAUGCUGGCCAACAACCUGGUCUUCAAAAAGGUGCGUGGCGCUCUGGGCUUGGACCGCUGCAAGAUCUGCUUCACAGGCGCCGCCCCCAUCACCAAAGACACCCUGGAGUACUUCAUGAGCCUGAACAUGCCACUGAUGGAGCUGUACGGCAUGAGUGAAAGCUCCGGCCCGCACACCGUCUCCAUUAACAGCAGAUACCGCCUCACCAGCUGUGGGAAGGUGAUGCCCGGCUGCAAGACCAAAUUUGAGAACCCAGACGCCGACGGGAACGGAGAGAUCUGCUUCUGGGGUCGGAAUGUCUUCAUGGGCUACCUGAACAUGGCCGACAAAACCACAGAGGCCCUCGACGAGAGUGGCUGGCUGCACUCCGGAGACCUGGGGAAAAAUGACGAGUACGAGUUCUUGUACAUCACAGGAAGGAUCAAGGAGUUGAUCAUCACUGCCGGUGGAGAGAACAUCCCUCCUGUUCCCAUCGAGGACGCACUGAAGGCCGAGGUGCCAAUCAUAAGCAACUCCAUGCUGCUCGGAGACAAGCUCAAGUUCCUCUCCAUGCUGCUCACUCUCAAGUGCGUCAUGGACGACAACGGUGACCCCACAGACGAGCUGAGCCCCGAGGUGCUGGACUUCUGCCAGGAGCACGGCGUCACGGCCACCAAGGUGUCCGAGAUCUUAGCCAAUAAGGAGCCAGCUGUCUACAAAGCCAUUCAGGAGGGCGUGGAGCGGAUCAACGCCAAAGCGACAUCCAACGCCAUGAGGGUCCAGAAGUGGGUCAUACUGGAGAGAGACUUCUCCAUCGGUGGAGGAGAACUGGGACCCACCAUGAAGCUCAGGAGGCCCAUCGUUGUGAAGAAGUACCAGGAGAAGAUAGAUGAGUUGUACGCAGUGGCCUCGGACAGAGCGUAGACUGCACCGCACAGAGACAACACAACACAACACAACACUGAAGAGAGACGCACACGUGGGGCGUGUGUGAACACUGUACACUGUGCCCAGGCGUCAUGCCUAGGAACAUAUGAACCUCUUUUCACCGGAAAAAAGCAGGAAAAGUCUUGAUUCUGAAUGUCUUGUAUUUAAUUAAAUAGAGGUUUGUGCUGCUAUUUUUAACAUGAGGAGUUUCCCACAAGCUGUAGAGGAGUCUGUAUGUCGUCUGUUCCAAAAAUCGAUAUUUAAGCUGCAACGGUGCACUUUUUGUAAAUAGCACAAUCCAAACCGGAGCCAAACUUUGCCAUUGACCGUGUGGCACACACACGACAAUUGACCUGUACACUGUGACCACAGGCAGGGUGGGGAACACUGGACAGUGUCAGCGUCACUCGAGGCAGUAAACGUUUUUAAAGGAGAUAUUUAGGGAACCAUCACCCACUGUGGCUUGAAAUAGGAAAGGGCUCUUGUGUGAUCACGAGCAAAUAUAUUCUGUUUUCGAAGCAGCAGUAUCUAUUUAAAUAUUUUACAGCAGUACUUGCCGGUUUUGCGUCUCAUGUUUUGUACAGAAGAUAAUCCCCAUCCGGCAAAAAGCUGCAGGCAUUGCCUCUGUAGAUUGGAGGUGACGUUUUGAAGUGUUUUUAUAAUGUAAGAGCAAUAUUAUUAGUAUGGAUUCCAACAAUCACAAAUGUGAAGAUUAUUGAGCAUAUAUGUGAAGGUUGUGCUUCUCCAUGUACAGUUUGACAAAUCCUGAGAUGUUUAUUUUGUGAUGAAUGGAAAAUUACACUGUCAAUAAAAAAGCGAGUGAUUUGGACAAAUUGACCAAAUGGGGUUCAAGAA
Platichthys flesus (European flounder) is the source of this 3267-nucleotide messenger RNA. Its product is annotated as long-chain-fatty-acid--CoA ligase ACSBG2-like. The record is from RefSeq and is a predicted model, not a curated record. Bases 148 to 2409 code for a protein of 753 amino acids. The transcript is spliced from 15 exons. Gene Ontology annotation, molecular function: long-chain fatty acid-CoA ligase activity. Lineage: Eukaryota; Metazoa; Chordata; Actinopteri; Pleuronectiformes; Pleuronectidae. Gene Ontology annotation, cellular component: endoplasmic reticulum; membrane.